Acanthopagrus latus (yellowfin seabream) is the source of this 3579-nucleotide messenger RNA. It is a transcript of the gene atf2, whose product is annotated as activating transcription factor 2. Lineage: Eukaryota; Metazoa; Chordata; Actinopteri; Spariformes; Sparidae. Bases 234 to 1817 code for a protein of 527 amino acids. The record is from RefSeq and is a predicted model, not a curated record. The transcript is spliced from 12 exons. Gene Ontology annotation, biological process: regulation of transcription by RNA polymerase II. Gene Ontology annotation, molecular function: DNA-binding transcription factor activity, RNA polymerase II-specific; cAMP response element binding.
GAUAGUGAAUGACUACAAAGCGGUUGUAAAAGGCAUAAUAUGUGUAACCGGGAGGGACUUGUGCUCCGGUGCAACGAAACGGCCUCGAAAUAAACGUUGACAUCUCCUCUGUUUACUGUGAUAUUUAGGUCCAAACAUGGCGACGCUUGUAUGUUAACGCAGGGGCUCAGGCUAGUCCAUGGAAGCGACUGGAGCAGAUAAUCUCUCUGGUGACACAACAGGAAUCCCUUAAUAUGAGUGAUGAUAAACCUUUCCAAUGCACUGCUCCUGGGUGUGGACAGAGAUUUACAAAUGAGGAUCACCUGGCUGUCCACAAACACAAACAUGAGAUGACCCUGAAGUUUGGCCCAGCAAGGAACGACAGUGUCAUCAUUGCUGACCAAACCCCUACACCCACCCGCUUUUUGAAGAACUGCGAGGAGGUCGGCCUCUUCAACGAACUUGCAAGUCCAUUUGACCAUGACUUCAAAAAAGCUACCGAAGACGACAUUAAAAAGUUGCCGUUGGAUUUGUCACCUCUUGCAACGCCUAUCAUACGCAACAAAAUUGAGGAACGCACACCUCUUGAGGCACAUCGAGACAGCCCUCUGCCUCACCCUGAAUCUACGACAAGUGAUGACAAGGAUAUAUCCUUGCAGCCAGCCUCACUGCCAACAUCCGCUAUAGUCCAUCCUGCAUCCCUCCAAGUUCCCAAUGUACUCCUAGCAACCUCAGAGGCUAGUGUUGUUAUACAGCAAGCUCUCCCGUCACCAACAUCUAGCUCUGUUAUUACCCAAGUCCCAUCCACUAAUAGGCCUAUAGUCCCAGUGUCUGGCACCUUCCCUGUGCUCUUACAGCUGCCUAAUGGCCAGACCAUGCCAGUUGCUAUACCUGCGUCUCUUACAAGCUCAAGUGUACAUAUCCCAACUACAAUCCCUCUUGUCAGACCUGUCACCGUAGUGCCUAAUGUCCCUGGGAUCCCUGGACCUCCCUCGCCACAACCGCAGCCACAGCCCGUCCAGUCAGAAGCAAAGCUGAAACUGAAAGCCACGUUAAGCCAGCAGCUUCCUCAGGUAACAAACGGAGAUGGUGGCGAAGUCCAGAGCAGCUCUGUAACCCACACUGCUGCUCCCGCUUCUCCUGUUCCGACCCCAAGUCCAACCCCAACUCCAACUCCAAUUCCAACUCCGACACCAACACCAGCCCCGGCCGCAGUCCUGUCUCCUGCUCCUCCACUUCACCUGCCCACGACUGAGGAACCUUCUCCUCAUUCCCUUCAGCAGCCGGCCACCUCCACCACAGAGACACCUGCAUCCCCAGUUCCCCCUGUGCAAAACCCUCCAAGCACAGGGGGUCGGCGGCGCAGAACCACAAGUGAAGACCCCGAUGAGAAGCGGCGCAAGUUCCUGGAGCGUAACCGUGCCGCAGCCUCUCGCUGUCGGCAGAAAAGGAAAGUGUGGGUCCAGUCUCUGGAGAAGAAGGCCGAGGACCUCAGCUCCAUGAACGGACAACUCCAGAAUGAAGUCACCCUGCUGCGAAACGAAGUGGCUCAGCUGAAGCAGCUUCUUCUGGCUCAUAAAGAUUGCCCUGUAACCGCCAUGCAGAAGAAAUCUGGCUAUCACAUCUCCGACAAAGACGAGAGUUGCGAGGAGAUGUCCGUCCCCGGCAGCCCCCAGAAUGAGGCCAUCCAGCACAGCUCCAUCAGCACGUCCAACGGAGUCAGCUCCUCCUCCGCCACCCCGGCCACCUCCGCCCCAUCCACCACCACAUCGAACCAGAGCACAGAGGAGAGCCAGUCGCGGAGGGGCGCCACCCCGUCGCAGCCUUCAGGGAGUUGAUCGUCCUGAACUGUCCACGAGCGUCAGCACUGGGAGCGCUGUUGCCUCCUUGAUCUCUCUGACACACAGAGGAAAGGGAUUCUCUCUCCGCUUCAGUUUGGACCGCGUUGUUUUUAAUUUAUUCUUGACUAAGUUUGUUUGAGUUUGGUCCAUUUUUUUUUUUUUUUUUUUUGUCCUUUGUAGGCAAUGCUUUUGAAAAUGCAAAUGUUUUCUCUGGAAUUGAUGAAGACAAAAGAAACAGGCACUUUAGGUGUAAAAUGUAAAACACAUGGUUCUAAAAUGUUUUUGUAUUUUGUGUGAAUUAUUUAUUAAUUAAUCUUCUCUAUUUUUUUAUUUGAAGGCAAUCAGCCUGAAGGUUGAUCGGUGAACCGUUAGAGACCAUACCAAAGUGUGUUGUGGCUCAUUUCUAAUUUAGUUUGUGUUCAUGUCUUUAAAAAGCACUAUCUAUAUGAUGUAGUCACUUUUUGUUAAAAUGUUUGCUUUUUUUCCAUUUUGCACAUUUUGAGAGAUGACGGGUUUACCUUUUUUAGAGUUUUGACAGUCCACAUGUUAGGUACCGGCAGCUUUUUAGACGUAGAUUUGAAUACUGUCUCAUUACACAAAUGUAAAUGGCUGAAUCCGAUUUUAAAUCAGACAACUUUUUCUGUGAGAUCAGCUGUAGUCGCAUUGUGCAGUUUGAAUGUUUGUAAAAAAAGAAAAGAAAAACAAUAGUCUUAAUGAGGAGGUGAGCUCAUUAGAAAUGUGUGUUAUUUCAUUGACAUUCCAUCUGUAGUCUGAUUGUUCCUGAAGCAGUGAUUGUAGGAUUGCAGUACCUUUUCCAUUACUCAAUCAUGGUGACGUUGACUCAGUGCCAUUAAUGUUUUUGUAUAAACUACUUCUGUACAUUUUUAAUGCAGAUUAGCUUGUUUUUCUCAGAUGAAGGGUCUCAUGAACAUAGUUUCUCAGUAAUGCUUUCUAUGCUGUCUUUGCUUUCUAAGUGACUCUUUAUGGCUUCAGUGUCUAACGCAGAACACUUAAGGACAUUACGCUGUUUUCAUGAUCACAAAUCUAGACGACGUUUUUAGAAAACAUUGUAAAUAACAUCGAUGAUACAUCAUAUGGGAUCUUUCUAGGUGUUAUGUACUUUUUUUUAUAGAGUAGUCUGGAUUCAGUAGCUGAGCCCUGUUGAUCACAUGAACUCUAUCAGCAGUUAAAACUGAUCUUAACGAUGUUUCAAUCAUAGGCUAGGCCUCUCUCUGACUCAUUGAUACGGUGUCAUGUAAAAUUAAAACAUUCGGAUGUGAACUGGAAUCACAUCAUAUAUAUUAGAGUAACACUACUACUGCUUGUAAGAAUUGUGAGCAUUUCAUCAUUGAAAUAAUAGUAGGAAGCAAAUCACACCAUGAAGUCAAUUUGCCUUUUUUUCUCUUAGUCUGUACUGGCUUACUACUGUGUAGUUUUUACGAGAAGCUAACACGUUGUUUUCUUACAGUAUGAUUUGUUUUUUUAAUUUUACUGUUAUGUGCUAUCUGCAUGAGGUAAUAAUUCUCUGCGAGAAUUUAACUGUUUAUUCGAUAAUGUCUCAGUCAGAUAAAUAUCAUUAAACAAGUUGUUACAACUUGAGUUGUUGGUUCGCAGUUUAUGGAAGCUUUGGUUAUUUGUUUUACCUUGGCUUUAAAAGAAGGAGGGUGUGAUACUGUGUUGAAAGUGUACUUGUUACUUGUGAAAGUUCUGUAUAAAAAUUGAAUUGAUAAGUUGUUGUAAUAAACCUUUUAAUAUCUCU